This is a messenger RNA of Colius striatus (speckled mousebird), 1259 nucleotides long. Its product is annotated as histone-lysine N-methyltransferase SETMAR. Gene Ontology annotation, molecular function: histone H3K9 methyltransferase activity; zinc ion binding; protein binding. The record is from RefSeq and is a predicted model, not a curated record. The transcript has 2 exons. Gene Ontology annotation, cellular component: nucleus. The coding region runs from base 1 to 876 and encodes 291 amino acids. NCBI's taxonomy places the organism in Eukaryota, Metazoa, Chordata, Aves, Coliiformes, Coliidae.
AUGGCGGACCUGAGCGGCGGCUCGGAGCCGCUGCCCGUGGCUCUGCGGCAGCCCGGAGAGGCCCCGCCGGCCUUCCAGUAUAGCCCAGACAGCGUGGCUGGAGCAGACGGAGACGUUGACCCCACUGAAAUCACCUUCCCAGGGUGUGCUUGUCUCGCCAGCUCCUGCGUGGCUCCCGUGUGCUCCUGUCUUCGCCGGGGGGGAAGUUACAGCAGUUUGUGCCUCAGGCCUGCAGAGGAAGAGGAAGGGUAUGCCCAGCCUGUUUUUGAAUGCAAUGCCAUGUGCCAGUGUGGUGAAUCCUGUCAAAACAGGGUUGUUCAGAGGGGUCUGCAAUUCAGACUCGAGGUAUUCAAGACUGAGAAGAAAGGAUGGGGUGUCCGCACUCUGCAAUUCAUAGCUAAAGGAAGAUUUGUUUGUGAAUAUGCUGGUGAAGUUUUAGGCUUCAAUGAGGCACGCAGGAGGAUUCAGGCCCAGACCUCGAAGGAUUCAAACUACAUUAUAGCGGUGAGGGAGCACCUCCACAGCGGCCGGGUGAUGGAGACGUUUGUUGACCCCACACACAUUGGUAACGUCGGCAGGUUCCUGAAUCAUUCCUGUGAACCAAAUUUAGUCAUGGUGCCAGUCCGAGUUGACUCAAUGGUGCCUAAACUGGCACUUUUUGCAGCCACCGAUAUCUCUGCUGGAGAGGAACUUUCAUAUGAUUAUUCUGGGAGAUUCCGUAAUUUUCCAACACCUAAGAGAGAACAGAAACCUUCAGAGGACGAGAACAGAUGGAGAAAACCUUGCUACUGCGGCGCCCCCACAUGUGCUUCCUUCUUACCUUGGGACAGCUCCCUCUUUUCCACACCAGGUGCUUGUUCAGGCAGCUCUCCGUAGCUUUCCCGUCCCUAAGCACACCUACAAACCAGCAUUUUCCUUGGUGGUUAAAUGGCAGUUAGGUAAAACCCCGCUUGUGUGUCCCACCAAGGAAGUGUGUGUGGCUUUGAGUAACAGCUAGAAUACCUUCAUGCGAUAUCCUUGGGACAUCUGGAGGUGGAUGGCAUGAAGGAGCACUGGAACUUCGAGAUGUUCCCAAAUCAGCUGGGGAUCCAGGCUUGGUGCUUUCUCAUUGCUUCAUUCUGACAGCUUGCUGUAUGUUAAAGCACCUCUUUCAUAAAAACUGUAGCACUGGUACACAGAAAGGAUACGUGAUAACAAUGAGAAGCGUCACUGGCGGUUACACAGGAGGAUGAGAGCAAGGAAUGCUGGUGUUUGCAAGA